AUGUCUGAUUCCCUUAGUCCAGUUUCCUCUGCUCCUACUUCUCCUGCUCGGUCUGCUCUGGAGUCUGGUGCUCCCUGCUCUCCUUCGGAAUCCACCACUGGCUCUCCUGCUCCUGCCUCGCCCCCUCCCGAUGCUCCCAACCACCGCCCUCGUCGUCGUAAGAUGCCUGUUGUAAUACGGAGGCCUCGUGAUGACACGCCAGAGGACGAGGGGUCUCCAACUGGAGAUCCUGCUGCUCCUGCUGAAAGUCCUUGCACGCCUGCUCCUGCCCCGUCCCCUCCUGAUGCUCCGAAACACCACCCUCGUCGUCGCAAGAUGCCUGUUGCAAUACGGAGGCCUCGUGAUGCCACGCCAGAGGAUGAGGGGUCUCCAACUGUAGAUCCUCCUCAUGCUGAUAGUGAUAGUUCUCUCACUCCUGUUCCCACCCCUCCGCCUCAAGCCAGUACUGGCCCUGCAGCUCCAGCGGGAACGGUAAAUGUCGAGCGAUGGGUCGCAAGGAAGAAAGCCCGUGCUGUGGCAAGGGCUAGGGCUAUAAAGCACCAGGCAAAUAUCGAUGAGCAUUUCACAAACAUCAAACCGACUCCAGACGAUCAGCAAUAUCCAACAUUCCAAUCUAAGGCGUACGCAACCAAUGUGCGGAAGGAUAAGCUGGCAAAGGAUCUCGUGGACUUUGUCGGCACGGCAUUAUGCUACGCAACCCAUCCAUCACUGGAGGGGGGAAAGUGCCCAACUUGCGGGGAUGUCGUUACACCACCUGACACCCAGCCUGAUGACAUCAUUCUGAAGCGGCCUCAGCCAACAUCACAGGUCAAUGGUGCCCCAGAAGUUCAGUGGUUGGCCAAGCACUGGAGGUGCAUGACGAUUGAGGGUCGCCAGCGCUUCUAUCCAGCAGACUAUCUUCCUGAGGACAAGAGGUGUGCUCUGGAUAUGGAUAUGAUGGAGGGCUUGGAUGUCUCAGAACUGACUCCCCGAGACGCGAAGAGGAUCCUCAAUGAUAUCAAGGCAUGCCACCAUGGGCGCGGUAAACUCUGUGCUGCGAUUAUGCAGACAGAAUCCGAUGCACUGCUGAGAGCCAAAAAACUCAGUCAGGAAGCAAGCCGGGCUGAGUACCGUGAGGCGCGAACCAAGGCCCAGAAAUCGAGGAAGAAGGACAACAAGAAGGUCAGGGAGGUGGAGAGAGCUGCAAAGAAGGCAGCUAGGUGGCAGAGGGCGCAGUUGCGCAAGGCAGAGAAGGCUAAGGCUGCAGGUGAGGGUAUGGAUGUUGAUCAGGAGGAUAAGGGGGAGGGAAGUAGCAAGGUACAGCCUGCUGAUGAGGACUCUAUCACAGAGCCAGAGUCUGAGGAUGAAGACGACUUGGUGACUACUCAACGGUAG
Messenger RNA from Gloeophyllum trabeum ATCC 11539, 1374 nucleotides. RefSeq lists its product as uncharacterized. NCBI's taxonomy places the organism in Eukaryota, Fungi, Basidiomycota, Agaricomycetes, Gloeophyllales, Gloeophyllaceae. The record is from RefSeq and is a predicted model, not a curated record. Bases 1 to 1374 code for a protein of 457 amino acids. The transcript is spliced from 3 exons.